CUGGAAAUCAAAAAGUCUAUGAUUGCGAACAGAAUUGCUCCAGAGUUUUUGGAGCGGGCGAAGGAACUGAAAAAGCACUAUCAGGUGAAGGAGGAGAUAGCGAAAGCAAAACGUACACUAUCGUUAGAUUCACUCGAAAGAAGAAUUGCUGGACAAAGGCAUAUAGCUGAGGGUAACCAAGCGGAUAACAUCAUCAACACGCAGGUAAGACUUUCUACUUUCUUUAAUUUUGAGGUUUUGAUUGCAAUAAUGGGGUAA
Messenger RNA from Strongylus vulgaris, 258 nucleotides. Lineage: Eukaryota; Metazoa; Nematoda; Chromadorea; Rhabditida; Strongylidae. The record is from the annotation of a GenBank genome assembly.